AUGAUCGACGGCGUGGUGAAGCUCUCCUCGACGACUGUCAAGGACAUCAUGGUGCCGCGUCCGGACGUGGUGUUCGUGUCGGUGGAUGCGGAGCCCGACGAACUGCUGGACACCAUCGCGGAGAGCGGUCACUCCCGGCUGCCGGUGUACCACAAGACCGUCGACGACGUGAUCGGCGUGCUGUACGCGAAGGACCUGCUGGGCCAGGUCGUCGGCAACGGCCAGAAGGCGAACGCCGGCAAGGCGAUGCGCAAGCCGUACUUCGUUCCGGAGAGCAAGCGCGUCGACGAGCUGCUGCACGAGUUUCAGCGUCGCCGGUCCACCUGGCGAUCGUCGUGGACGAGUAUGGCGGCACGUCCGGGAUCGCCUGCAUGGAGGACGUGCUGGAGGAGAUCGUGGGCGACAUACAGGACGAGUUCGACAACGAGAGCGAGGAGGUCCUCAAGCUGGGUGCGGGGGUCUACCUGUGCGACGCGACUGUGGCUUGAUGAGCUUGCCGACUACGGGCUGACGAUGGCGCUGCCCGCCGACGAGUUCGACACCCUUGGCGGGUUCGUCUUCGACCUGUUCGGGAAGAUUCCCGUGAUCUACGAAACCAAGAGCUACGGCAAUGCCGAUUUCGUGAUCCAGGGAAUGGAGGGCCGCCGCAUCACGCGGGUGAAGAUCGUCGUCCGCCGCGAGCCGGAAGGCGACCCGCAGCAGGAUCGCUCCGCGUGA
Molecule: messenger RNA, 717 nt
Organism: Geodia barretti
Lineage: Eukaryota; Metazoa; Porifera; Demospongiae; Tetractinellida; Geodiidae
Source: the annotation of a GenBank genome assembly